Molecule: messenger RNA, 636 nt
Organism: Medicago truncatula (barrel medic)
Lineage: Eukaryota; Viridiplantae; Streptophyta; Magnoliopsida; Fabales; Fabaceae
Product: protein NONRESPONDING TO OXYLIPINS 2, mitochondrial
Exons: 3
Coding region: 48-314 (88 amino acids)
Source: RefSeq, a predicted model, not a curated record
UUAGGGUUCAAGCCAGGCACUAGCGGAAUCAGUAACCUUCUUCAGCAAUGGCUUCUUCGUUCUGUAAAUCAGCGGCGAGAGUGGCUUCCACUUCCUUCGCGAAUCGUUCUAGAACCUUCGCUCAAAAACCUUCCAUUCCGCUUCUGUUUUCUUCUCAAGCUCCUCGUGUUUCAAGGAUUUUAUCGGUUGUUGGAAGUGUUGAAUCAUUGAUGCCUCUUCAUACCGCCAUUGCUGAUGCUAGACUCACUUCUAAUAUUGCUUCCAAUUCAACUUGCUGGAGCAUGCUUUCACAAGGACUUGAAAAAACAUUGUGACAGGCUUGCUGGAUCCAUUCAAGAUGAAUGAGGAAUGAAAAAGAGAAAAAAAAAAAUGAAAAAACUGUUUUUUUUUUUUUUUUUCUGUCUCACCUUAGGAGGAAAAAUAACUUCACAGUUGAAAUUUUGGUCACUGUAUUGUGCGCCAACUGUAAACUUGUAUGAUUCAUUUCCUUAUUUUCUUGAAAGUAUAUGACCAACUUGCUUGAUAAUCACCCUCAAAUUUUCAGUGCUGAAGUCUAAGUUCUAACAAGUCAAUUCUGUUGUCAUAUAGAUUUACUUAAGUUCUAAUAAAUCUUAAGUUCCUUUUUGGUGUUUAUAA